AUGUCAGCACCCCAUCAAGACGAGGAAAAUCCCAGUCUCAACAGUCUGAUCGAUAAGAUUACAUGUUCUUUAAAAUACACUACUAUCGAUGAUGCCAUUUCACUUAUAAAGGAAUUAGGUCUCAACGCCUGGCUUAUGAAAACGGACAUUACGGAUGCAUUUAAGGUGUUACCAAUUAAACCAGAGUUGUGGCCUUAUCAUGGUAUUAAGUGGGACAGGAAACACUAUUUUUUCAAACGUUUAGUUUUCGUUAGUCGUUCCAGCCCUAAACUAUUUGAUACUCUCUCUCGGGCGGUUUGUUGGAUAGCCCAAAACAAAUAUAGGAUACAACAUAUCUUGCAUCUACUAGAUGAUUUCCUUGUCAUUGAACCAGCGCAUGUGGACGCGUCAGGAACUAUGAAAAACUUUCUAGAUGUGUUUAGAGACCUAAAUAUUUCUAUUGGAGCACAUAAGACUGUCGGACCGGUUAAUGUUUUAGAAUAUUUAGGUGUGUUCUUGGACUCUAAGUGUAUGGAAUCCAGGCUACCAGCUGAUAAAGUGACCCGUAUUACUAGUGUUUUAGAGUCGUUUGCUUGCAGGAAGUCUUGCACUAAGCGUGAGCUACUUAGUUUAUUAGGUCACAUGAAUUUUGCCACCAGGUGUGUGAAGCCUGGGAGGUCCUUCAUGUCUCAUCUUAUAUCUCUCUCAACGACUGUGCGCGAGCUUCAUUACCGUGUUAAACUCACCGAGGAAUGUCGUUCCGACCUUAGUAUGUGGGCUCAUUUUCUAAGGAAUUGGAAUGGUGUUUCCUUUUUCCUAGACGAUCAUAUAACCUCUUCCGCAGAUCUCCACUUGUUAACUGACGCUACAAAUCAAGCUUUUGGUGGAAUUUACAGGAAUCAAUGGUUUAAGGGAGCGUUUCCAGAGAAACGUGAUCAACCUUCCAUGGCUUUGUUUGAACUUUACCCCAUUGUUAUGUCGUGUAUGCUAUAUGGGGUCAUCAGUGGACCAAGAAGUGGAUUUUGUUCCACUGUGACAAUAUGGCCACUGUUGAUAUUAUUUCCAAAGGGAGCUCCAAAAUUAAGAGUAUUAUGA
Pecten maximus is the source of this 1074-nucleotide messenger RNA. RefSeq lists its product as uncharacterized. NCBI's taxonomy places the organism in Eukaryota, Metazoa, Mollusca, Bivalvia, Pectinida, Pectinidae. The record is from RefSeq and is a predicted model, not a curated record. The transcript has a single exon. Bases 1 to 1074 code for a protein of 357 amino acids.